GUGGGAACAGAAAGGCUGCUUUGAGCUGUCAGAGACCGAGGAUUCUUUAGAUUCUCAUUCUCUCUCUCUCUCUCUCUCCUCUCUCUCUCUCAUCUCUCUCUCUCUCUCUCUCUCUCUCUCUCUCUCUCUCUCUCUCUGUCUCUCUCUGUCUCUGUCUCUGUCUCAGGAAGACUCGAACCGCACAAGAUAGACACGCACUCCGCCACCCUCUUCUUAUCUCCACAGGACAAUUUCUUCACUUUUCUCUUUAGCAUGCUCCCGCGCAGUCUCACCGGUAGCAGUGGAUGUUGAUUGCCAUUCUGGUUCAGUGCAAGGAGGUCAAUGAUGGAAGGACAGGGCAGCCGCUGUAAGAUCGUGGUGGUUGGUGACACUCAGUGUGGCAAAACGGCGCUGUUACACGUGUUCGCUAAAGACAGCUAUCCUGAGAGCUAUGCACCCACGGUUUUCGAGAACUACACCGCGAGCUUUGAGAUAGACAAACGCCGCAUUGAAUUGAACAUGUGGGACACGUCAGGCUCUUCUUACUAUGAUAACGUGCGGCCUCUGGCGUACCCUGGCUCUGAUGCUGUCCUCGUCUGUUUCGACAUCAGCAGGCCUGAGACUCUGGACAGCGUCCUCAAGAAGUGGCAGGUAGAGGCUCAGGAGUACUGUCCAAAUGCUAAGCUGGUGCUAGUGGGCUGCAAGCUUGAUAUGAGGACAGAUGUCAGCACCUUACGGGAGCUAUCCAAACAACGCCUCAUCCCUGUUACGCACGAGCAGGGUAGUCUGCAGGCUAGGCAGCUUGGUGCAGUGGCGUAUGUAGAAUGUUCGUCGCGCUUGUGUGUGAACAGCGUACGUGACGUCUUUCACAUCACAACACUCGCCUCUGUCAGACCACCUGCCCCUGGAUUCAAGCGAAGUUCCUCCCGCCGCGCCCUCAAACGCGUAUCCCACCAGCCCCUGAUUCCAGUCAGCUCAAGAGCCACACCCUUGGAACCCACCCCCACUCUCAGGAAUGACAAAGCCAAGAGCUGCAGUAUCAUGUAGAAACAAAGCCAGCCAGCAAACAGACACAAACACAUGCAGCCUCAUGUUCAGCUGUAAAGAGGAGACUUCUGUAGUUUCAUUUCACACCUUAGGACUCAUCAACAUGCUUAAGCAUAUUCCUCAGAACAGGUUUAUUGACCCUUAUAGUGUUAUCAGUACUAUUUUGCCAAGUAAACAAAGAUGAAUAUAUAUGAAACACAUGGAUUUUAUGCAAAAUUCUUGCAGCCUUGAAUCUCUAGAAUCACUGACUUUUUCAUCACGUUCAUUAGCUUUAAUUGAAACUGGCAGCUGUAGAUCAUAGUGUUGCCCUCACACAGAACUACCCAGUCCCUGCCCCCGGCCGCUGUCCUUCAGUUGAUGUCAUGCUGUAAUGGACCCAUGCAGGCCAGGCUGAUGGAGUGAGGUAGGUCCAGAGUCUGACCUGAUAAGUACUGCUUUCUGUCAACCCUGGGUGUCGGGGCCUGGGCGUCAGGGCUGGCGUCACAGUCAGCAAGCCUGAACGCAUGGUGAGCUAGGACUUUCUGCUCCUUUGCCAUGUUACAGACUGUAAAAUAGAUGGAACUAACCAAGGUUGGUUUGGAAAACAAAAACAGUUCAAACUGUCCCAUACAGAUGAGUUGGCAUUCAGUUCGUUCCAAAUCUUUUCCCACAACUUUGUUUCCAGAGGAGUAGAGAUGAGAAAGCAGGACUGCCUUCACCAGACAUAUUCCUGUUGCAAAUAAA
Molecule: messenger RNA, 1749 nt
Organism: Electrophorus electricus (electric eel)
Lineage: Eukaryota; Metazoa; Chordata; Actinopteri; Gymnotiformes; Gymnotidae
Product: rho-related GTP-binding protein RhoN-like
Biological process (GO): small GTPase-mediated signal transduction
Molecular function (GO): GTPase activity; GTP binding
Source: RefSeq, a predicted model, not a curated record